Molecule: messenger RNA, 1405 nt
Organism: Panthera uncia (snow leopard)
Lineage: Eukaryota; Metazoa; Chordata; Mammalia; Carnivora; Felidae
Gene: SLC38A8
Product: solute carrier family 38 member 8
Exons: 10
Coding region: 1-1308 (435 amino acids)
Biological process (GO): amino acid transmembrane transport
Molecular function (GO): amino acid transmembrane transporter activity
Source: RefSeq, a predicted model, not a curated record
AUGGAGGGACCGACGGCCGGCAGCCCAGGCCUCGCGGAGAAGCCGGUCCCCGCAGCCGCCAGCCCCUCUCUGUCCUCGCUGGGCGCUGUCUUCAUCCUCCUGAAAUCCGCGCUGGGGGCCGGCCUGCUCAACUUCCCCUGGGCCUUCCACAAGGCGGGUGGGGUGACCCCCGCCUUCCUGGUGGAGCUGGUCUCCUUGGUCUUUCUCAUCAGCGGGCUGGUCAUCCUGGGCUAUGCUGCCUCUGUCAGCGGCCAGAUGACCUACCAGGGUGUGGUUGGAGAGCUGUGUGGCCCGGCCCUGGGGAAGCUGUGUGAGGCCUGCUUCAUCGUCAACCUGCUCAUGAUCUCCGUGGCCUUCCUCAGAGUGAUUGGGGACCAGCUGGAGAAGCUGUGUGGCUUCCUGCUGCCCAGCGCCCCCCCAGCCCCGCAGCCGUGGUGCGUGGACCAGCGCCUCACCCUGACCCUGCUCUCCGCGCUGGUCAUCUUGCCCCUGUCCGUCCCGCGCGAGAUUGGGUUCCAGAAGUACACCAGCAUCCUAGGCACCCUGGCCGCCUGCUACCUGGCCCUGGUCAUCGUGGUGCAGUACUAUACCGGGCCCCAAGGCCUUGCUCGUGAGCCCCGCCCCGCACAGAGCCCCUCCUCCUGGACCUCCAUGUUUAGUGUCUUCCCUACGAUCUGCUUCGGGUUCCAGUGUCACGAAGCCGGGGUGUCCAUUUACUGCAGCAUGACCCAUCGGAGCCUCUCCCAUUGGGCCCUGGUCUCCGUGCUGUCCCUGCUGGCCUGCUGCCUCGUCUACUCGCUGACAGGGGUUUACGGCUUCCUGACCUUCGGGGCCGAAGUUUCUGCGGACAUCUUGAUGUCUUACCCAGGCGACGACGUGGUCAUCAUCGUGGCCCGGGCCCUCUUCGGAGUGUCCAUUGUGACCGUCUACCCCAUUGUGCUCUUCCUGGGGAGGUCGGUGAUGCAGGAUUUCUGGAGGAGGCGCUGGUGCCUGGCGUGUGGGCCCGGGGCCCUGGCGGAGCCCUCAGGGCCGUGGGUCCGGGUGCCGCUGACCGUCCUGUGGGUCGCCGUGACGCUGGCCGUGGCCCUGCUCCUGCCCGACCUCAGCGAGAUCGUCGGCAUCAUUGGUGGGAUCAGCUCCUUCUUUAUCUUCAUUUUCCCGGGUCUGUGCCUCAUCUGUGCCGUUAACGUCCAGCCUGUGGCUGCACGCGUCAGGUGCUGUUUGGAGGCGUGGGGAGUGGUCUCCGUGCUCGUGGGCACCUUCAUCUUCGGGCAGAGCACGGUAGCAGCCGCCUUGGAACUCCUCUGAGCGGGAGGGGGUCGGCCCGGCCCCCAUGGCUGCCCUGGUGCGGCUGCCUGCGUCCAGCUGUGCGACCCGUGUCCUUGCCUCAUAAAGAUGCUGGAGA